GUAAUAUCUUAUUCAUCUAUCUUUAGUUUUUACGGGGAUUUAGACGUAAAUAUGCGGAGCAGCGUUUUUGCAAUUGUAUUUUUAGGCACAUUGGCUAUGUACAUAAUACAAUACAGGGACUGGAUUGACUGGAACAAGAAGUUUAUUUACAAAGUCGCACCAGGUCCAUGUAAACAGGUUCUAUCAGAAGGAGGCUCGGAAGAUGUCACAUAUAUUGGCAAUGAUGUAGUUAUUAUGUCAUCAGGUUUGGGAGCAGGAGAGGGAGAAGGGGUUAUUAAAGCUCUGGAUCUUAACACAAGUCAAGUUGUUACCAUGGAAAUUCGAGGAGCACCUGACAGGAAAGAUUUUAUGACAAAGCCCAACGGAAUCUCUAUCUGGAAAAAUGAUAAUGGGAAGAUAUUUGUAUACGUUGUAACACACCCGGUAUCAGAAGAUAGGGUAGAAGUUUUCAAACUGAAAAAGAAUAACGUUUUGAAAUAUAAACGGACAAUCACCGAUCCACUAUUUGGCAACAUGAAUGACUUGGUAGCAGUAGGGCGUGACCAGUUCUACAUUACUAAGUGUCUCCAUUAUCGUGACAAGCCUCGGAGUACAUUUGAAUACAUGUCACAAAGUGCAUGGGGAUCUGUACUUUAUUUUGAUGGCACAAAAGCAAGACCUGUUGUACCAUCUGGUCUUUUUAUGCCAAAUGGAAUUAACAUUUCACCUGACAAAAAAAUGAUCUAUGUAUCAGAGUUUGGAAACAAGAAAUUACUCGGCUAUCACAGAUCGGAAGAUAACCUUCUGACGAAAGCUUGGUCGUAUGAUGUAUAUACAAUGGUUGACAACAUUGAGGUAGACCAAGAUACAGGUGAUUUAUGGGUAGGAUGCCAUCCAAUAGCGUUUAGAGCUUUGGACUGGAUGCUAAAUGCAUUUGGACUGACCCUGCCGUCUCAGGUAUUGCGUUUAAAGAUGGAAGACAAUAUGGUGUCCUCAAUUGAAGAAAUUUAUGCGGAUGACGGGUCAGAAUUAUAUGGUUCAACAGCAGCGACAUAUAUAAAAGGCAAACUAGUAAUUGGAACUGUCACGGCUGAGACUGUCCUGUGCGAGGUCAACUAUCUGUCACCAUCGCAUUCAUCAAAUAACCAGACAUUGAUAAAUUGAUCUAAAUGAGACCAAUGAAAUAUGAGGAUUUCCUUAUAGUUUUAGUGAUGAACUACGAAUGUUCAAACAUGAAUACAUUUUAACAAAUAAAACUGAUUCAUUGAUGAAUUGCCUUGAUAAUUUUAUUUGGCCCC
Molecule: messenger RNA, 1277 nt
Organism: Ruditapes philippinarum (Manila clam)
Lineage: Eukaryota; Metazoa; Mollusca; Bivalvia; Venerida; Veneridae
Product: serum paraoxonase/arylesterase 1-like
Exons: 9
Coding region: 52-1143 (363 amino acids)
Molecular function (GO): arylesterase activity
Source: RefSeq, a predicted model, not a curated record